AGCCAGUGCACUGCUGUGAAUAGGUAAUACAAACUGACUAACAGCCUAGUCGGACUUAAUACACAGUUACAUAAUGUGUUAUUAGGCAAAACAGAGGAAGGUUUGAAGGUCAGUCUACAUAUGCAGUCAAUAUGGUACACACAUCUCAAAUGUAUACUCAAACUUAAGAUCAGUACAGGACAGUGGGACUGGUUGCGUGCUGGGGAUCAGCUGUAACAACAACUGAGACCAUGGAAUAUGUUGAGACUUUCCCCCAUUAUGAUUACGAGUUAAAGACCGUGGUGACUGGUCACAGUCAUCAACUAGCAAACAUGAGGCAGCAUGAGUUAUCCACUGGUGAUUCUGCUCUGUGUGGGACUACUGCACCCGACUGCGAGGGCCGUCCUCAUGGAUAAACUAGCAGACAACAAGAUUUGUGGAGAUGCAGAAUGCUCAUAUGUUCUCUCAAUGGCCACAGCCUUGGAUGACUUCAUUGCUCCCGACUGCAGAUUCAUCAACAUUAAGAAGGGUCAGAUGGUUUAUGUGUAUUCUAAACUCGUGCCAGAGGAGGGCGCCGGAGUCUUCUGGUCUGGAAGUGUUUACAGUGAGCGCUAUGUGGACCAGAUGGGCAUCAUUGGAUACUUUCCUGCAACUGUGGUGAAGGAGACACAUACGUUUGUGCAAGACACAGUUCAGAUUCCCACAGCUGAGAUGGACUUCUACUGUGAAUAAGACAUGACAGACCAAAGGCUCAUCUUUCUUCUCAAGUCUUGCUUUCAGUAACUCUGGAAAGUAGACAGCUUUUCUCUCAAGCUGGCGUGUCUGGCUAUGUGACGUUACAUCCUGUGUUGUCUCCAGUGGGAAUGAAAACCUGGACACUCUCAGUCCUCCUUUGCCCACAGUCUGACACCCCUACUCAGCUAGUCCUUUCUGUCUGAGACACUUUGCUCAAUAAACCCAUUUUCAAGUCAA
This is a messenger RNA of Acanthopagrus latus (yellowfin seabream), 951 nucleotides long. RefSeq names its product otoraplin-like. The transcript is spliced from 5 exons. Gene Ontology annotation, molecular function: protein binding. The coding region runs from base 322 to 711 and encodes 129 amino acids. Gene Ontology annotation, biological process: cartilage condensation. Lineage: Eukaryota; Metazoa; Chordata; Actinopteri; Spariformes; Sparidae. The record is from RefSeq and is a predicted model, not a curated record.